This is a messenger RNA of Nomascus leucogenys (northern white-cheeked gibbon), 1859 nucleotides long. It is a transcript of the gene CXCR3, whose product is annotated as C-X-C motif chemokine receptor 3. Gene Ontology annotation, biological process: regulation of leukocyte migration; G protein-coupled receptor signaling pathway; inflammatory response. The transcript is spliced from 2 exons. The record is from RefSeq and is a predicted model, not a curated record. Gene Ontology annotation, molecular function: C-X-C chemokine receptor activity. Gene Ontology annotation, cellular component: membrane. Lineage: Eukaryota; Metazoa; Chordata; Mammalia; Primates; Hylobatidae. The coding region runs from base 160 to 1407 and encodes 415 amino acids.
ACCAAAGCAGAGGGGCAGGCAGCACACCACCCAGCAGCCAGAGCACCAGCCCAGCCAUGGUCCUUGAGGGGUCCCUGGGCCGAUGGCAUCACGCAGAAGAGCGCAAGAGAAGCAGCCUUUGAGAAGGGAAGUCACUAUCCCAGAGCCCAGGCUGAGUGGAUGGAGUUGAGGAAGUAUGGCCCUGGAAGACUGGCGGGGACAGUUAUAGGAGGAGCUGCUCAGAGCAAAUCACAGACUAAAUCAGACUCAAUCACAAAGGAGUUCCUGCCAGGCCUUUACACAGCCCCUUCCUCCCCGUUCCCUCCCUCACAGGUGAGUGACCACCAAGUGCUAAAUGACGCCGAGGUUGCCGCCCUCCUGGAGAACUUCAGCUCUUCCUAUGACUACGGAGAAAACGAGAGUGACUUGUGCUGUACCUCCCCGCCCUGCCCACAGGACUUCAGCCUGAACUUCGACCGGGCCUUCCUGCCGGCCCUCUACAGCCUCCUGUUUCUGCUGGGGCUGCUGGGCAACGGCACGGUGGCAGCCGUGCUGCUGAGCCGGCGGGCAGCCCUGAGCAGCACCGACACCUUCCUGCUCCACCUAGCUGUGGCAGACACGCUGCUGGUGCUGACACUCCCGCUCUGGGCAGUGGACGCUGCCGUCCAGUGGGUCUUUGGCUCUGGCCUCUGCAAAGUGGCAGGUGCCCUCUUCAACAUCAACUUCUACGCAGGGGCCCUCCUACUGGCCUGCAUCAGCUUUGACCGCUACCUGAACAUAGUGCACGCCACCCAGCUCUACCGCCGGGGGCCCCCGGCCCGCGUGACCCUCACCUGCCUGGCUGUCUGGGGGCUCUGCCUGCUUUUCGCCCUCCCAGACUUCAUCUUCCUGUCGGCCCAUCACGACGAGCGCCUCAAAGCCACCCACUGCCAGUACAACUUUCCACAGGUGGGCCGCACGGCUCUGCGGGUGCUGCAGCUGGUGGCUGGCUUUCUGCUGCCCCUGCUGGUCAUGGCCUACUGCUAUGCCCACAUCCUAGCCGUGCUGCUGGUCUCCAGGGGCCAGCGGCGCCUGCGGGCCAUGCGGCUGGUGGUGGUGGUCGUGGUGGCCUUUGCCCUCUGCUGGACCCCCUAUCACCUGGUGGUGCUGGUGGACAUCCUCAUGGACCUGGGCGCUUUGGCCCGCAACUGUGGCCGAGAAAGCAGGGUAGACGUGGCCAAGUCGGUCACCUCAGGCCUGGGCUACAUGCACUGCUGCCUCAACCCACUGCUCUAUGCCUUUGUAGGGGUCAAGUUCCGGGAGCGGAUGUGGAUGCUGCUCUUGCGCCUGGGCUGCCCCAACCAGAGAGGGCUCCAGAGGCAGCCAUCGUCUUCCCGCCGGGAUUCAUCAUGGUCUGAGACCUCAGAGGCCUCCUACUCGGGCUUGUGAGGCCGGAAUCUGGGCUCCCCUUUCGCCCACAGUCUUACUUCCCUGCAUUCCAGGCUCCUCCCUCCCUCUGCUGAGCCAGCUCUGGCUCUUCCCAUAUCCUCGCUCCUGGGACUCACUGGCAGCCCCAGCACCACCAGGUCUCCGGGGAAGCCACCCUCCCAAAUCUGACUGCACCAUUGCUGCUCCUUAACUGCCAAGCCCCAUCCUGCCGCCCGAGGUGGCUGACUGGAGCCCCACUGCCCUUCUCAUUUGGAAACUAAAACUUCACCUUCCCCAAGUGCGGGGAGUACAAGGCAUGGCAUAAAGGGCGCUGCCCCAUGAAGCCACAGCCCAGGCCUCCAGCUCAGCAGUGACUGUGGCCAUGGUCCCCAAGACCUCUAUAUUUGCUUUUUUAUAUUUUUAUGUCUAAAAUCCUGCUUAAAACUUUUCAAUAAACAAGAUCGUCAGGACCA